AUGGGCGAUAUCAGUGAACCCCAGGAUACGCCAGUAUUGCGAGCUAAACUCGAGGAAAAGAAGCUGUAUUCGUUCGACGAUGUAAUUCGAGAGCGAGCAGAAGACUUGGAACAAGUUCCUCUCAUUGCGUAUCCUAAGACGACAGAUGGAGUCGACGAUUAUGAGUUCUUCACUGGAAAGGAGCUCAAUAGAUUGGUUGACGGAGCUGCGAAGGCCUUGAUUGGGAUGGGUGUUCAACCUGUGUACCAAGAUACCGUAGCAGCAAUCUACGGUCCCUCAACCCUCUCCUACAUCCUCACCAUCUUCGCCCUCGGCCGCCUAGGCUACACAACAUUCAUCCUCUCACCUCGCCUUCCCGUCUCAGCAUGCGUAUCUCUCCUCUCCAACGCAAAAGCCACCCUCCUCUUCCACGCGCCACAAUACCUCUCCCUCGCCACCAAAACCUCCCGCGAAUUCCCACUGACACUCUUCCCCAUCCUCACACGCUCACAAUAUGAUACCCCAUCCUCGAUCCAGACCCCAGAAUUCAGACGAGACAAUAUCGACGGCGAAGCAGAGAAAAAGAAGAUUCUGAUCUUGAUGCACUCCUCUGGUAGCACCGGGACGCCAAAACCAAUCGACUACCGCAAUGCCCGUCUCUUCGCCACUUUUCGGACUGCGCAGAAAUUGACUGCUUUUCAAUCCGUGCCACUGUUUCAUGCUCAUGGCUUCAUAUCUUUCAUCCAAGCUAUUUUUGUGAGGAAGUGUAUAUUCAUGUUCAAUGGUUUGAUGCCACAGACUAAUGAGACCGUGACGAAAGCUAUUAAAGGCGCGGUGUUGGAUGGUCAGGCUGCUGAGGUCAUUUGGACGGUUCCGUAUGUGUUAAAAUUGUUGUGUGAAGGCGGAAAAGAUGGGGAGGGAGUCAAAGUCUUGAAGAGAUGUAAGCUUGUUAGUUGUAGUGGAAGUAGGACACCUGAUGAAUUGGGAGACUUACUCGUUAGCGAAGGAAUCAAAUUCGGGACCGUUUUCGGCGCCACGGAAGUAGCAAUGAUCCUAACAUCCCUCAACCGACCACCAGGAGACAACGCAUGGAACUACCUCCGUCCACCCCCUCACAUCGCACCCUUCAUCCUCAUGCGCCCUCUCCCCUCCCAACCCCCAUCUCUGCCUGCCCACGAAGUAGUCCACGAAUGCGUCGUCCUCGACGGCCACGUCGGCAAAAUGAAAAGCAAUUCCAACGACCCCCCAAACUCAUACCACACAUCCGACCUCUUCAUCCCUCACCCCACUAUCUCAAACGCAUGGAAACCCAUCGGCCGCCUCGACGACCGUAUCACCUUGCUGAACGGCGAGAAAGUGCUCCCGCUCGCGAUCGAAGGGCGUAUCACCCAGCAUCCUUUCGUCAGAGAAGCGGUCGUGUUCGGUGUUGAUCGUUCUGUGCCUGGUCUUCUGCUUUUUCGAGGCGCAAAUGCAAGGGGUUUGAGCGAUGAGGAGUUUCUUGAUCGGGUGUGGCUUGUGAUUGAAGAUGCGAACUCGAAGGCUGAGGGAUUUUCGCAGAUUUCGAGGGAGAUGAUCGUUGUGCUAGGUGAGGAAGUCGAAUGUCCUGUUACUGACAAGUCUUCGAUUAAGCGAGCGGCUGUGUAUCGAGAUUUUGCGUCCGUGAUUGAAGAGGUGUAUGUUCGACUUGAAUGUUCGCAAGAGGGUAGUUUGGUCCUUGGAGUUGAAGAGAUGGAGGACUGGAUUAUGAAGAUAUUUGAGGAUAUGGGAAUUGUGCUUGAAAGUAAGGAGAUGGACUUCUUUUCUGGUGGAGUGGAUAGUUUGAAAGCUAUUCAGAUGAGGUCGGUGAUUAUCAAGAGCCUGGAUCUAGGUGGCAAUGCAGCGAAGUGUCCGAGUAUGGUGGUUUAUGAUUCGAAGAAUGUCUCCGGGCUGGCCAAGGCUUUGAUCAGCUUGCGGACAGGGAGCGAGGUUGAGGAGAAAGAUGCAAUUAAAGAGAUGGAAGAGUUGAUUCAGAGAUUCUCUGUCUUUGAGAAGAGGGGUGUCACUUUUGAAAAGGAAGGUGGCAGCUGUGUUGUUCUUCUAACAGGAGCAACAGGCUCUCUCGGCUCCCACAUCCUCAACCAACUCAUCUCCAAUCCCGCCGUCUCCAAAAUAAUAUGCCCCAUCCGCACCACCUCCUCUGAAACAUAUCUCUCUCGCCUCUCAACUUCCCUCUCAGCCCGAGGCUUCCCCCACCUCUCCACAUCCCCGAAAAUCCUCCCUGUCCCCAACGACAUCACGAACCUCCCAUCCUCCCUCACUCUCCAAAUAACACACAUAAUCCACUGCGCCUGGCCCGUAAACUUCGCCCUCCCCCUCUCAAUCUUCGCCCCACACCUCUCCACCCUGCAUUCCCUAAUCAACCUCUCCCUCACCACCUCCUCAAAGCUGCUCUUCUGCUCCAGCGUCGGCGUCGCAAUAUCCACGCCCAGUGGCUCCAUCCCCGAACACCCCAUCCCCUCCCUCCACCACGCUUCAGCCACCGGCUACGCGCGCUCUAAACUCAUCGGCGAGCGCAUCCUCGAGGUCGCUGCUAGGGAAUACGGCGCUGACGCGCAUAUCCUGCGCAUUGGACAGAUUGUGCCGUCGAUGAGGGAGGGGGAGGGGAGUAUGUUGUGGAAUGAGAGUGAGAUGAUCCCGUUGAUGGUCAGGAGUGCGUUGGUCACGGGUGUUUUGCCGGAUUUAGCGGGGGAGAGGUGUUCGUGGGUGGAUUUGGGGACGUUGGGGAGGGCUGUUGUGGAGAUUGCUGGGUUGGAUGGGGAGGGAGAGGAGAGGUUGGUGUAUAAUUUAGUUUCUCCGAGGUCGUUAGGGUGGAAGGAGGACUUUUUGAAAGGGCUGAAGGAAGCGGGACUGGGUUUUGAGGUUGUGGGGAGGGAGGAGUGGUUGAAGAGGUUGAAGGAGAGUGAAGCGGAUGUGGAGAGGAAUCCGAGUAGGAAGUUGCUUGGUUUUUGGGAGGUGCAGGGGAGCGGUGAGAAGAGGGAUGUAGUGUUUGAGACGAGAGAGACGGAGAAGAGGAGUAAGGCUUUGAGGGAGAUGGGUCAGUUGAUAGAGGGAGAUUAUGUGGCGAAUCUUUUGAAAGCUUGGCGGGAAGUAUGGUGA
Molecule: messenger RNA, 3114 nt
Organism: Mollisia scopiformis
Lineage: Eukaryota; Fungi; Ascomycota; Leotiomycetes; Helotiales; Mollisiaceae
Product: putative NRPS-like enzyme
Exons: 4
Coding region: 1-3114 (1037 amino acids)
Source: RefSeq, a predicted model, not a curated record